GUGUUCUGGGACAAGGUCAAGAAGACUAUUGUGAGCAAUGAGAGUGCCGAUAUCAUGAAGAUGCUCAUUCAUGACUUCAACGAUUUAGCCUCUGAGGACAGUCCAGAUCUAGCUCCAGCAGCGCUGCAGAAACAGAUCGAUGAGAUCAACGGUUGGGUAACACCAGACAUCAACAGCGGUGUGUACCGCUGCGGUUUUGCAACAAGUCAGGACAUCUACAAUGAGGCUUGCACAAAACUUUAUGCGGCAUUGGAUAGGGUUGAAAAGAUUUUGGCGAAGCAACGAUUCCUUGUCGGCAACACAUUCACGGAGGCAGAUAUUCGACUGUUUGUCUCUCUCAUUCGAUUCGACGAGGUGUAUGUAGUGCUCUACAAGACAAACAAGAAACUUCUUCGAGAGUACCUGAACAUUUUGGGAUACAUGAAAGAUGUAUACCAGAUACCGAAAAUGGCAUUGGCAGUGGACAUGUACCACAUCAAGAAGUUCUACUUCAUGAGUCAGCUUUCGCUCAACCCACAUGGAAUCAUCCCUUUGGGCACAGAAAUCAACUACUCUGGUCCGCACGAUCGAGCAACAAGAUUCAGAUGAAGGCUCUCCUCUAAGGCAAGUUGUAUUACGUUGUUAACUGUGUACGCUACUACCAGAGUGGCCUGGGACCACUUGCCUGGCCGGGCCAGCCUCCUGAUGAGUCGGUGAAACUCCGACGAAAGAGUUUGUCACAGCCCCUCGUUUGUUGUCCUCUUCUCUCUCUCUGCCUACGGUUUACCGGGCACGUACAAUAUCCGGCGGUAACAAUUUUCCUAGGCUAGCAGCCGGGCUGCCCGGGUCACCCUAUGCAAGGACAAGGGAAUGCCACAUCAAAAAAAAAAAAAAAAAAAAAACAAUCCAAAAAAACUAUGUUACGCAGAAAAAUAAACUGAACAACGAUUGCCUCAGGGUCACAUUGAAAUUCUUUACCAAAUGUAAAGCGAUGCCACUGAUUGCUCAGGGUUUUACGGAAGCGUUUUGACGAGUUCUAAAGCGAUGCCACUGAUUGCUCAGGGUUUUACGGAAGCGUUUUGACGAGUUCGCAUUAGAGGAAGUCUGUUUGUUUACAAGUAUUGCCAAGUUGAACAUAAAAGGCUCUCCUCUGAGGUGAGUUACUUCAACUGAUAUCAUAUGCAGGGUUUACCAGGAUUUGCGUCCUUGUGGACCCACUCUAGGCCGCAGCGGCAUCAGAGUUGGUGAGUCUGAUGUAGUACGACGUGCCGGAGUGAGGGGCGUUAGGUUGACAGGGAGGAGAGGUCUUUCCGUUCCUUUGUCUGGUUUUGCUAGUUGGCUUUGCCCCUUCUGUUAAUUCCUCGUUUGAAAUACUCGUCUACACUGUUCUUCGUGCACGUGAUGCGCCGGUGCUAAAAACAAAUCUGUAAUAAUUUGUCCAGGGACACUGGGACCGGAUCCCAGCACGUGAUGCUCCCCACGAAUGGAUUGGAGCAUGUAGUGGUUUGUCGUUGGUGAGGGUAUAGUGGAAAGAGGUUCAGCUUCUUCGUCUGCGGGGGAUGAUUGGUUUCCCCUCCUACCCCCCUCCUACUCCAUCGCUACAUCGGAGGGACUUGGUGAGGGUUGUGGAGGUCUGGCCGGUAUAUUCUUUGAAGGGGUAAUUAGUAAUUACUAAUUACUAAUUACUAAUUACGGCGCAGUCACGUUUUCAGUUUGAACUCCACUACAGGCAUCCCUCGAAUAAUACGAGGCAUCUGCAUUCCUACCCACAUUCACAUAAGAGGAAUUUGAGGAAGGCUGUUUUUUUUUUUUUUUUUUUUUAUGGGUUCGCAUAAGCCUAAGGCUGUUUGUUUUCAAGGUCGCCAAGGUAUGUGAAUAAGCAGAAACAACGGUCGUUGUGCUUACGUCGUCUGGAUAAUGUGGAGGUGGGCGCUCUCAAGUGCAUUUCAUGGUAUGUGGAAGUUUUCUCAUAGCCCGAUUGGAUCACUACUAUUGUGAUACGCCCCUUCCGUAGAAUGCACGGGGAGAAAACUUCUUCAUACCAUCCGAUGGUAUAUAAGCAGCAAGAGAAUAGUGCAUGCUCUGUGUGUCAGAAAUUGGAUUCAACGCGGGUUCCGCGUUGAAUGAUUCGACGACCGUUGAAUUCCAUUGAUUUGGCGUUUAAACGCCGAAACGACGGGUUUCACCAGGACCUGCGAUGAUUUUUUUUGCGGGCUAAAAAUUAUUUAAAAAAAAAGAACAAAAAAAAUAUGGGGAUGUAGAUCUUUUUGAGGUCCACAACCUCAUAUUUUUACUUUUAUUUUUUGAGCUUUGACUUCGUUUUUUUAAAAUCAAAAACAUAAACACAAUGAAGAAAAACAAAAGCAAAAGAUGAAA
Molecule: messenger RNA, 2355 nt
Organism: Chara braunii
Lineage: Eukaryota; Viridiplantae; Streptophyta; Charophyceae; Charales; Characeae
Source: the annotation of a GenBank genome assembly